Molecule: messenger RNA, 1110 nt
Organism: Drosophila kikkawai
Lineage: Eukaryota; Metazoa; Arthropoda; Insecta; Diptera; Drosophilidae
Gene: Jhbp11
Product: Juvenile hormone binding protein 11
Source: RefSeq, a predicted model, not a curated record
AACUCAUUCGUUUCUGGCGCGCGAGAAACUCGAUUAGGCAGCCGCCUCUAGAGAUUCCCAUUGUGACACAGUGAGAGUGAUUCCGAGACUGAUUCUAAGAGUGAGAGUGACAGUGACGACCACUUUCCACGAUGCACAUAAUUGGCUUACUGAUACUGCUCCAGGCCGGCCUCCAGGGAAUCGAGUGUGUUGCAUUCUACACGGAAAAGCGUAACCUCCUACAUAGAGUCCUGUCGGAUUUAUGAACCGGAGUUCACAAAAUGCUCAACCCGCUCCAUUCAGGCCUUCAUGAACCAGCUCAUCAAGGGCAUUCCUGAGAUUCAGGAAUCUUUUGGCCCCAUCGAUCCCAUGCGGCAGGAUCAGCUGGUGUUCCAGCAGGACAACAGCGAUGUGGCCACCUUGGCGGCCAAUCUCACCGAGAUGAAGAUCCGCGGCUUUGGCCAGAUGGUGAUCAAGGAGAGCAAAGUAAGCAAAAAGGACUUUAGUUGGCUGACAAAGAUCUACCUGCCUACGAUGAGCAUGGAUGGCAUGUACAAGAUGGUCGGUCGUAUUCUGCUGGUGCCCCUUCAUGGUGCCGGAAAGAUCUCCAUGAAAAUAGAUGAUCUGAACAUUCUGAUGAGCACUAAGACCCACCUGUACGAGAAGGGCGGCUACACCUUCUACAACAUAACGUCCGUUAAGGUGAAGCUGGAGGUGGGCAAGGUGUAUACCAACAUGGAGAACCUGUUCAAUGGACACAGCAAGGAGGUGGAGAAGAGCACGAAUCUGUUCUUCAACGAGAACUGGCGGGAUCUGUUCGAGGCACUACGACCCUUGGUGGACGAGACCGUGCAACGAACCCUUCACGACUUGCUCCACAAGACAUUCUCCAUAUUCCCUGCCAGCUUUUUCGUGGAGGAUAUACCCAACUCCCUCACCCUGUACGGUCGCAAGUCGCAGAUGAUCAGUCGGAGCAGUCCCUGAACUUUGCAUUAAAACUAUCUUUUCACUCUUUGAAAUGUAUUUAGUAUUCUUGAUUGGUGAAGAGGAGUAAAUCCCUCUUCGCGAGCGGUUAGAUUAGUUCUGGCUGUUAGUGUAACUUAAUAAAUGCUUAAUUUAGAGGUAUCCUAA